AUGUGCAUUGACUACCGCCAGUUGAACAAAGUCACCAUCAAGAACAAGUAUCCGUUGCCUCGUAUCGAUGAUUUGUUCGACCAGCUACAGGGUGUGAGGGUGUUCUCUAAGAUAGACUUGAGGUCGGGGUACCAUCAGCUGAAGAUUCGGGACUCGGAUGUUCCAAAGACUGCAAUCCGGACUAGAUAUGGCCAUUAUGAGUUUCCGAUGAUGUCCUUUGGCUUGACUAAUGCCCCAGCGGCAUUUAUGGAUUUGAUGAACAGGGUGUUCAGGCCUUAUAUUGAUUCCUUCGUCACCGUCUUCAUUGAUGACAUCUUGAUAUACUCAUGUAGCUUGGGGGAGCACGAGCAGCAUCUGAGAGUAGUGUUUCAGACCUUGCGAGAGCAGAAGCUAUAUGCUAAGUUCUCCAAGUGUGAGUUUGUUUCGCAAUUGCGAGACCUUGAUCGCAAUUGCGAUCUCGCAAUUGCAAAGAGUUUGAGGCAGGUAUAUCUGGCUAUCAGUCGGGUGCGCAUCUUUAAGCGGAUUUCGAGACUUCUACGGUGA
Nicotiana attenuata is the source of this 543-nucleotide messenger RNA. Its product is annotated as RNA-directed DNA polymerase homolog. The transcript has 3 exons. The record is from RefSeq and is a predicted model, not a curated record. NCBI's taxonomy places the organism in Eukaryota, Viridiplantae, Streptophyta, Magnoliopsida, Solanales, Solanaceae. The coding region runs from base 1 to 543 and encodes 180 amino acids.